Messenger RNA from Lucilia cuprina (Australian sheep blowfly), 2959 nucleotides. RefSeq names its product double-stranded RNA-specific editase Adar-like. The transcript has 2 exons. Gene Ontology annotation, biological process: adenosine to inosine editing; RNA processing. Gene Ontology annotation, cellular component: nucleolus; cytoplasm. Lineage: Eukaryota; Metazoa; Arthropoda; Insecta; Diptera; Calliphoridae. Gene Ontology annotation, molecular function: tRNA-specific adenosine deaminase activity; double-stranded RNA binding; double-stranded RNA adenosine deaminase activity. The coding region runs from base 92 to 2677 and encodes 861 amino acids. The record is from RefSeq and is a predicted model, not a curated record.
UUAAACGGUAAAUUUUGCUAAACGUCCAUAUUUAUUAAGAAUUAAACAAUUUUUAAUAAUUAAAAAAAGGAAAUAUUUAACUGUGAAAAUAAUGGAAGAGAUGAGUGUAGAUAAAUACUCCUCAACUGAAUUAUCGAAAAAUUUGGAUAUUAGCUGUGUAAAUAAAGAUCCAGUUGCCAAGCUGAAUAAAAUUUUUGGUCAAGUUCACUUUAAGUCUAGCCUGGUUGCUGGUGUCCACAAUAAAUGCUGCUUCAAAGUCUCACUUCAAGUGGAAGGUCGACAUUUUAGUGCCACUGGUAGAACAUUUAAACAGGCACAGAGAUCAAGUGCCCUAGCAGCAUUGGCCAAUUUGUGUAGUGUAUUUGUUGAAAGGGACAAUUUGAAGUGUGCUCAGGUAUCGGAUAAGGAGAAACUAAACACUAAGGAUGAACUGCAUAAUAAUAGUAUUAAUGAAACUGAUUCGAAUGCCAAUUCCGAUAUUACCCAAAUUACUAAUGAAUGUAAACAAUCUGUAACGGAAAUUCCUGAAAUUAAAUCCAGUGCCUUGACGACUCUUCCAAAAACGCUUGAUGCAAUAGAUAAUACAUCUCAACAAAAAGAACUAAUACCAUUAACUAUUAAAGAAAUUGAAGCUAAGUGUUUAGAUGAAAAAUCUAUCCCUUUGGAAAAUGUUACAAAUUUACCAACAACUAGCGAUUCCCAACCAAAAGUAGCUGAAUCUAAGAUACAAAAAGCAAUUUGCAAAAAACUUUUCAAUAGCGAAAACUCUUUCGACUUGGGCUGCAUGUUGGAAAGUAAACUAAAAUCUUGUCAAGUAAACCUAAAACGUAAACCUCUUACAAAUAAAACCUUUUCCCAUAUGAAUGUAGAAAAUGUAGAGAGUAUGGAGAUGAAGGUGUGUGUAAAGAAGAGCUAUGCUAAAAAUCACAUCGAAUCUUGCGACUCUAGUGUAGUGAUUAUUGAGGAAAGCUUCCAAAAAUCACAAAAAAUUAUUUCAGUAAACAAAAGCAAUCAAUCUAGAUCAUUAAAGAGACGUCAUGGAGAUAGUCCACAAUUUGAACAACCAUUGCCCAAAAGACGUGCAACUAAUAAAUGUAAAACUUUGUGUCAAAUGCCCCAAAAUAUAGGCAGUGCCCGGUAUUCUCAAAAAAGUACAAAGGCUGUAAUGACUUUACAAAAUGUAUGUCCAAACUUACAGUUCACUUUGGAGGCAGAAAUGGGUUCUGCUCUAGUUCCCUACUUUAUGAUGUCGGCCAUAGUAGAUGGACGGAAGUUUUUCGGUCAUGGCAAAACUAUACAAUUAGCUAAACACGAUGCAGCUGUACAGAUUUUAAAUCAUAUAGAAAAAUCAAAAACACCAGCAAAUAGGCAAAACAAUCAACAAUUGGUUUUACAAAAUAAUAAUACUAAUAGAAAUAAUGCAACUUCAUACGAUUUGCAAUCGGAAUAUCUUAAUAAUAGACAAAACAACCAACAAAUGGUUUUACAAAAUAAUAAGAGAAAUAACGCAACUUCUGCUUACCAAUUGCCCACCCAGAAGGCGGAUAUAGUGGAAGCCAAAAUAAUGCAAAAAUUUCAACAAUUAACUAGAGGACGUCAAGAGAUUCGUGAGUAUAAAGUUUUGGCUGGUGUAGUAAUGACCUUUAAUAUGAAUUUUGAAAAAGCGAAAGUUGUAUCCGUUGCUACCGGCACUAAAUGUAUCAAUGGUGGGAAUAUCUGUUGCAACGGUUCCGUGCUUAAUGAUUCACAUGCCGAGGUUGUAGCGAAAAGAGGUUUAAUGAAAUAUCUCUAUAAUCAACUACGUUGGCAUUGUGAUCCAGAAUUGCAACAAAAUUCGAUAUUUCAAAGAAAUCCUAAUAGUUUACAAAUACCUUAUUCCUUAAAAUCUAAUGUACAUUUUCAUUUGUACAUUAACACUGCCCCCUGUGGGGAUGCACGCGUCUUCAGUUUUAAUGAUCAAUUUAAUACGGACAACAACAAGACAUUUAGUUCUUUUAAUAAUGGCCAAUAUGGUCAAUUACGUACUAAGGUUGAGGGUGACAUGGGUACCACACCGAUUGGUACACGCUAUUAUCCUCAAACUUGGGAUGGUGUUUUAUUGGGCGAACCUUUAUUAACCAUGUCGUGUUCAGACAAAAUAGCUCGUUGGAAUGUAGUGGGUGUACAAGGAGCUCUCUUAUCCCACCUGAUAGAACCUAUUUAUUUUCAUUCCAUUGUUUUGGGUAGUAUGUUUAAUGCUAAACACUUGAAUCGUGCCUUUUGUGGACGCAUUCAACAUACUUUAGGCUACUUACCUCAACCAUAUCGUCUUAAUCGUCCUCUAUUGGGCCAAACUAGUACACCUUUACCCCGUAAUACUUAUAGAGUACCUAGUAUAGGUAUUAAUUGGAAUUUUGGCGAUAAUGAUACUGAAAUCAUUUCAUUGCCUACAGGACGUAGAAUUUACAAUGAGACAUCCUUAUUAACGAAACAAGCUUUCUUUUAUAAUUAUAACUAUUUGUUGAAAAAUUUACCAAAUAUAGGCGGUGCCUAUAUGAGCAAUAACUAUGCUGAAGCAAAGGAAAAUGCUCGAUAUUUUCAAAUUGUUAAAAAUGAAAUGUUUGCGGCAUUUUAUCGUGCCGACUUGGGUAGUUGGAUUAAAAAACCUAUCGAACAAAAUGAAUUUACAAUGAAUUAAUGUCCCUUUUUAAAAAUUAUAAAUUUUUACUACAAAAAUAACGAAAACAGAUUAGAGUCUGUUUAAAGAAGAAAUAAUUUAAUUUUGUGUUUUUUUAACACUUUCGUUUUAAUAUUAGUGAAUUACAUAGCUGUAUAUGUAUGUAUGUCUGUAUUAAAUCUUCGAGUUUACAUAACUUGAGGGAAACAAACUUUAAUUUGUUUUGUCUUAAUUUAAAAAGUAAUAUUUUAAAAUAAUUAUAAGUCAAAAACCAAACAAUGUUUUUCUUUAUAAAAAGUGAAU